Sus scrofa (pig) is the source of this 2811-nucleotide messenger RNA. Lineage: Eukaryota; Metazoa; Chordata; Mammalia; Artiodactyla; Suidae. The record is from RefSeq and is a predicted model, not a curated record.
CCCCCGGCCGCUGCCCUUAGGCCACUUCCUGGGGGCGGAGAGGACUUCAGCGGCUGCGACGACACUGGGGGAAGGCGGCGGCGCCCGGUCUCGAGACUCCCGGCUGCUUCCAUCGGAGUCCUUGGACACUGCCAGCUCGGACUGAGCGUGCAUCCUCGCUCCCCAGCGGACACAGAGGAGCCUCCGGUGUCGGCUCCGGUCAGCCCCUCCUCCAUCUCCUGGAACCCGCGCCGGAGCCAGGCCAGGCCCGGCCUCCGACUGGCUCCCGGAGCUCUGCAUCGACUCGCCCGGAGCGACAGCGCUCUGCCCCAGAGCUCAGAAACCUGACCCUUCAAAGAGUCGGCCUUGUGCUCGCCACCGUCACCUGCUGGUUGGAUUUCGGAAACCCACUGUCUGAAGACCACAUAGAGGAAUCGCUGACCCCCGGAAUCGGACCUAAAUCUCUCGUCCCUCUCUGGCUUCCCUCUGCUGUUUUUAUCCGUUCUCCCAAUCUUUCCGGAAUUUCUGUGCCCAGAACCCUCCCCCACCACAGUAGCUGGAGUGAGCCCCACAUCUUGCUGCCUUGUACUCCAAUUUGUGCCUCCGACCCAGAGACUGCCUGAACUUUACGCCCCAGUUCUGCACACACCCAGGAAGUUCCGCCUUUUCUUCUCUUUCGGUGUCCCCAGUACUCCUCAAAAUUUCCCCUCCUCCUGUGCCCUCUCCGCCCCCCGCCUUUGGGGGCCCUGUGACCCUGAAUGUGGGGGGCACGCUAUAUUCCACCACUUUGGAGACGCUGACUCGAUUCCCAGACUCCAUGCUGGGGGCCAUGUUUAGGGCCGGUACCCCCAUGACCCCCAACCUCAGUCCCCAGGGAGGUGGCCACUACUUCAUCGACCGAGAUGGCAAGGCCUUCCGGCACAUCCUCAACUUUCUGCGGCUGGGCCGCCUGGACUUGCCCCGUGGAUAUGGGGAGACGGCGCUUCUCCGGGCAGAGGCUGACUUUUACCAGAUCCGGCCUCUCCUGGAUGCCUUGCGGGAACUAGAGGCAUCUCGGGGGACCCCGGCACCCACAGCCGCCCUGCUCCACGCAGAUGUAGAAAGCAGCCCCCGCCUGGUGCACUUCUCCGCUCGCCGGGGCCCGCACCACUAUGAGCUGAGCUCUGUCCAGGUGGACACCUUCCGGGCCAACCUCUUCUGCACCGACCCCGAGUGUCUGGGUGCCAUGCGGGCCCGAUUUGGUGUGGCCAAUGACGACAGGGCGGAGGGAGGCCCACACUUUCGUCUGGAGUGGGCCCCCCGCCCCUCGGAACUCCCGGAAGUGGAGUACCAGAGACUGGGGCUGCAGCCCCUGUGGACUGGGGGGCCAGGAGAGCCACGGGAGGUGGUGGGCACCCCGAGCUUCCUGGAGGAGGUGCUGCGGGUGGCCCUGGAGCACGGCUUCCGUCUCGACUCCGUCUUCCCUGACCCCGAAGAUCUGCUCAACUCCCGAUCUCUGCGCUUCGUUCGGCACUAAGAACUGAACUGGGAACGCUGCCCUCCGUUUGACCGGGGCGGGGGGGAAGGGGAAAAAGAAGGGGGUGCCAAAAGGGAUGAAGGCUCUCCUGAGGCCUCUUCCUGGCUCUGCUUGGGGAGCUGUGAGAGUCAGGAGUCCCACUGCACCUGACUGGAGCCCAGAUAUGGGCAGCAAUCCCCAAACCAGAGCCCACAAGACCAGAGGGUCUGGACUGAUGCUAAUCCUGGGAGGGGUAGGGAAGCUUCCCUUGGCUGUUUCUCCUCUGAGCCUGGGGACCUCCAGUGUUUCCUUGCUUGGAGCUCGGUAUUCAGGGUCUGGAAAGGUGGAGACACUUCUCUUGCAGGGCUGGGCUUAUCAGACCUGUGGAGGGACCCUCAGGGUUUGGGGAAAGAGGGUCUUUGGAUUGCUUUAAUGUGGUCUCCUAGACUGUGACUUCUCCUGGAGCUGGUGGCCUGGCCUGGCCUGGCCUGACCAAGGAGAGGCCAGGACACUCCGACACACGGGAAGGGAGAUCCUUUGCCAUGUCCCAAGCCACCACUGAGGGAGACAGAAAGGCUACGCCCCACCCUAGGUGGCCACAAGGGAGCUAGGAGAAUCCCCAUUAACUGUGGGGCUGGAGCAUCCUUCCCAUCUUAAAAGACCCCAUAUUGAUGGUGGGGCUGCCCAGGGGGGAGGCGGGAGCACGUUCUUGGGUCCUGGCCUGUCUUCCUUCGCUUCAGGCAUGUGUACGUGCCUGCCAGCCAGUGGGUCAGAUGAUGUGUGGGGCCCUCACCUCCUGGCUCCCAUCUGUGUUGCUGGAGAUGGUGUCUGUGUGCUGGUCUUUCUGCGGGCUCUUCAUGUGCAGGCUUGUUCGGGGUUGCCUGGCAACUGUUCUGGCACCAGGUGUGCCAGCACCAUGGGUGGAAGCAGACUGAGAAUUAGUUUAAUCACAGGUGUGCGUGCACACAUGUGUCUCACAUCACCACGUCGGCAGGAGGAGCCUGCCGGGCCUUGAGUCACUAGGCUCUGCUGCUGAGAAGUGAGAGAAGUCACUGGGGCUCAGCCGGGCCUUGGAGCCCUGUAUAGAACUCUCGGUUGCUAGGGCAACCAUGAGCCUGUUGCUAGGAGAUAGCUGGGGAAGGCCCAAGGCUGUCCAGGGCAGAGAGAUGAACAGAGGAGUUUGAGAGAGUGGGGGAGGCUAUGGAAAAGGAUGGGAUUUCUGGGUCCCUGGGGGAUGGGAUACUCACAAACGACUUCUUCACUGGGGGAGUCGCUUGCUAUUUAUCACUGGUCACGAUUUACAAGAAGACAAAUAAAAUUGCUUUUAGAACCGCGAA